GCCCAGGAGGCAGCGGGCCGCCCUGGCAGGAUGCCGCGCGGGGCCGGGGGCGCGGCUGCCAUAAAGGGCCGGGCCGGGGCGGCGGGGUUAGGUGGCACUGCGGUAGCGGCAACGGGCGUCCGAAUGCGGCACAGGGGUGCGGCGGCAUCGGGCGGGAGCGGCUCCUCCCUCUGCUCCUCGUCGCCGCCGGCUCCUGACCAAGCCUCCCCGGCCGGCGGCGGGGCCAGGCCCGGCAUGGCGUUCCCCGGGGCGCUAGCUGAGAUGCCCAGACAGUUCCCAAAGCUGAACAUCUCUGAGGUUGAUGAGCAAGUGCGACUUCUGGCAGAGAAGGUAUUUGCUAAAGUUCUCCGAGAAGAAGACAGCAAGGAUGCCUUGUCACUAUUCACCGUGCCUGAAGACUGCCCUAUUGGGCAGAAAGAGGCCAAGGAAAGGGAACUUCAGAAGGAACUGGCAGAACAACAGUCCGUGGAAACAGCUAAAAGGAAGAAAAGUUUCAAGAUGAUUCGAUCUCAGUCUUUGUCAUUACAAAUUCCAUCUCAGGAAUGGAAAGCACCAUCAGCCAAUCCUCCUCUGUCUCCUACAACACCAGUUCUUCAAAGUGCUUUUCUGCCAGUGCAGGUGCCAUAUGACGUACCGGAAUUUCAGAGAGUUUCCAUUAGUGGGGACUACUGUGCAGGGGUUACAGUUGAUGAUUACGAACAAGCUGCCAAGAGCCUGGUGAAAGCUCUUCUCAUUCGAGAAAAGUAUUCACGCCUUGCAUACCAUCGCUUCCCAAGAACGACAUCCCAGUAUUUGUGUAGCAUGCAACAUGAAAAAUGGAAGGUUGAAGAUGAAGUGUGUCCAGAUUUUCAUUCACCGCCAGAAGAAAAUGAAGAUCCCUACAAUCUUGAUGAUGCUCCAGACAAUUUGGAUUAUGUUGUCAAGAUAAAAGGUGGCAUUCCAUUUGUUUAUGAUAACAAAGAAAUGAUGGAACUCAACGAACCUCGAAGUCUGCCCUAUCCUGACCUGCAGACCUAUACCCUUGACUUGAGCCACGUUCUUGCUCUAAUUGCAGAUGGUCCAACAAAGACAUACUGUCACCGCCGGCUGAACUUUUUAGAAUCUAAAUUUAGUUUACACGAGAUGUUAAAUGAAAUGUCUGAGUUUAAAGAACUGAAGAGUAAUCCCCAUCGAGACUUUUACAAUGUGAGAAAGGUUGACACCCAUAUCCAUGCUGCUGCUUGCAUGAACCAGAAACACUUACUGAGGUUUAUUAAGCACACAUAUCAAACGGAGCCACACAGGAUUGUUGCAGAGAAAAAAGGCAAGCAGAUGACCUUAAAGCAAGUCUUUGAAAGCCUUCACAUGGACCCAUAUGACCUCACUGUAGACUCUUUAGAUGUCCAUGCAGGUCGCCAAACAUUUCAUCGAUUUGACAAAUUCAAUUCCAAGUACAACCCAGUUGGUGCCAGUGAGCUGAGGGACUUGUAUUUGAAAACUGAGAACUACAUUGGUGGUGAAUAUUUUGCUCGUAUGGUCAAGGAAGUAGCCCGUGAACUAGAAGAAAGUAAAUACCAGUAUACAGAACCCCGGUUAUCCAUCUAUGGACGGUCUCCAGAUGAAUGGCUGAACUUGGCAAAAUGGUUCAUUAAACAUAAAGUCUAUUCCCCUAAUAUGCGCUGGAUAAUUCAGGUUCCCAGAAUCUAUGAUAUAUUUAGGUCAAAAAAUAUUCUGCCUAGUUUUGGAAAGAUGUUAGAGAACAUUUUUGUGCCUUUGUUUGAAGCAACAAUCAAUCCCAAAGACCACAAAGAAUUACAUCUUUUCCUCAAAUAUGUGACUGGCUUUGACAGUGUUGAUGAUGAAUCCAAACAUAGUGGCCAUAUGUUCUCUGACAAAAGCCUUAACCCUGACCUCUGGACCAGUGAGAAGAAUCCCCCAUAUAGCUACUACUUGUAUUACAUGUAUGUCAACAUCAUGUUGCUAAACAACCUUAGAAAGGAAAGGGGCAUGUGUACUUUCCUGUUUCGACCUCACUGUGGAGAAGCUGGGUCUAUUACACAUCUUGUGUCAGCCUUUCUGACAGCAGACAACAUUUCUCACGGACUGCUCUUGAAGAAGAGUCCUGUCCUGCAGUAUCUUUAUUAUCUUGCACAAAUACCCAUUGCCAUGUCUCCGCUUAGUAACAAUAGCCUAUUCCUGGAGUACUCAAAAAAUCCACUACGGGAAUUUCUACAUAAGGGACUUCAUGUCUCUCUCUCUACGGAUGAUCCUAUGCAAUUUCAUUAUACAAAGGAAGCGCUCAUGGAGGAAUAUGCUAUUGCAGCCCAGGUGUGGAAACUAAGUACCUGUGACUUAUGUGAAAUAGCAAGAAACAGUGUGCUACAGAGUGGAUUGUCAGAUAAGGAAAAACAGAAAUUCUUGGGGGCUAACUACUGUAAAGAAGGGCCAGAGGGAAAUGACAUUCGAAAGACAAAUGUUGCACAGAUCCGGAUGGCCUUCAGGUAUGAGACACUGUGCAAUGAACUUAGUUUCCUGUCUGAUGCUAUGAGAACAGAUGAGAUUUCUACGUUGUCAAAGUAGUUACAAAAUCAAAGAAACCACAGCAUUUCAUUCCCAAGCAGAAUGAGAUGCUAAUUAGUAUCGAAUCAUCUGUUGUUGACGCUACCAAGAAAUAACUGUAUGGAGAAGAAUAGAUUAUCUAUGGGAGGUGAACAGCAUUUGCUGUUAUCUUUUACUGCAUUAUUCUCAUUGCAAAAAUGUCAGUUUCUACAAACUGUAGGCUUUGCAAGAGUGCUGUAAAUAUUAUAUGCAAACUCAGAAUCAUGUAUUAUUUGUUUCAUAGUGUCUUAAUUGUGCACUAUAUUGUAGAUAGCAAAACUAUAGAGAUUAUUCAUAAUGCAUCCGUGAGAUUCAUUUCAGGAUACUGCAGAUGCUGAAAGGACACACGCACCCGUUUUAAUCCUGCUAGUCUCACCGCAAUCAUGGCAUUUACCACUUGGAAAUUUAACCCUUUAUUCACUAGCAGAUUGUAUAGGGUAUGUAAUUCUGAGGCUGCCCUCUCAUUCUGAAAGGUGUCCUGACACAAUUUUUACCUUAACGUUUCAGCAGUUCAACUGGAAAACAAGAAAGCUCAAAAUAUAGUCGUCACAUUUAAUGACUAUUUAAUUACUUCCUGUUGUCAUGUAGGAUGGCUGCAAAGAACAGCACACUAAGGGUUUUUAAUCUUAAUAUGUAGAAAACACGGUGUCGAAAUCAUCACUAUUGUACAUUGUAAUAACAAGUGUAAUUACAUUAUAAAAGCUCUGCAUUGUACGUUAAGAACACGUUUUUUAUUGCUUUUUAAUCAUAGUAUGUCAGUAUGCCAGUUCAAAUUAUUUGGAAACUUAUGCAGAUAAUUCUGCUUGCAUGUAAAGAGAAAUUUUUUUACUUGAACAAAGGAAGUGUUCUUAUGAAUCAGUUGUAGAAACUCCAGGCCUGGGAUCUGGUCCUACUUCUGAUGUCUUUUUACAAAUUUGUGUUAGUUUGUAUUUUAGUCAAUUACAGAGCUGAACGAGAAGCCUCGAACUGUCUAUUUAUACAGAAGCUAGCCCACUUGAAAUAGGUAAUUUUUAAUCAUUUUAUGUUAAAACUUUUUAUUUAUGAUGGAGCAGAUAGUAAAAUAAAACUACCAUAGCAUUUAUCACUUCACAUUUUUUUUUCCAAUUUGAAUUCCCUUCUUAAGACAAAGUAUUACUUCACUCAGAAAGGAGCAAAGGUAAUAAAUAUCACAUGAUAGUAUCUUCAUAUUGUAGAAACUGUAGGUAGCUUCAUGCCAGAAAAAAAAAAAAAAUAGACUUGAAGGCUUAUGGACAAGCAGAGAGAGUGAGUGCCAAUGUCUGUAAGUCCAAAAUUAAACUAAUUAAUCUGAAGGCCUAUAGUCCCUAAGAGAGGAUCAUGAGCCUACAGUUAGAGACCUGCGGAGAGUUAGGAAUCUCAGAACAGAACAAAUUCAGAAUUAAAGCAUAAAAAAAAAAAAUAUCAAAUGCUAGCCAAUUAAGUCUCGUUCCACUUAGGUUUCUUAGGCCAGACUCUUCUCCUGGAUACCUACAUGCAUCCUUUCAGAAGCUGAUCAGGUCUCAUUCCCCCUUGUAAAUGCAGAAAGGAGCAGCACUGGUGGUAUCACCAGUACUAGACACCUCAGUAAUGGCAUAAACAUAUUUAUUUAUUGAAGACAAAUGCUCUCCUCAGGCUGUAGGAAUUGAAAGCAGUACCUUCAAGGAAAUCCUUUCUAACAUACCUGCUGUCCUGAAUGGUGGUUGCAUGAAAAUGUUGAAGUGAGGGAAGGAAGAAUUCCCUAUUAUCACCUACAGCUGUGCAGCCCUAUAAGAGCCCCAUUAGAAAUUAACCUGAAAAAAGCCCUUGGUAAGGAGCCUGGAAGUAAGGCUUCUAAAGGGAGCCCUGUAGCACAGGAACAGACAGGGAGUUGCAGUGCUUGCAAGGCUGGAAGAGGAAUUCUGAUCCAAAAUAAGGUGGUAGACAGGUGGUGGGAGACUUGCUUUUAGCUCUUCAGCCAUCUACCUUAAUGUCUGCAGUGUUCAACUACUGCCAUUUUUGAUAUUCCUAGUGCAGCUAGAAAUCCUGUGAACUAGUGCUAUACUGCUCAACUGUGUAACAUAAAGUUGUUCUAAGGUCGUAGUCAACACCUCUUGGCCUCAUUGUUAGAGAUUUUAGCAGCUCAUGUAAUGCAUUAUCAGGAUCUGAGAGUGUAAUUUUCUUCUAAUGGCCUGAAAACAGCAGUUCCAACCUUUUGACUGCAUAAAACGGAGAAGUGUUCUCUUCAUUAGUACAACUUCCUAGUAAGUUUCUAUAAACAUAAUGUUAUUUACCUCAGCACCUCUACCCAGUCUGAGUAAGUAACAUGCUUAUGAGAAUUUAACUGUUAAGUAUUUUUCAUCUCACAAUCCUUGUUUUACUUGAGUUGUUUCACCUGAGGAUUGCCAUUAGUGUGUCUCUUGUUGGUCAUUUAGAUUACCUAGUUUUUUUUGCCAUUAUACCAAACUCCUGUAUGUUUAAUACCUUUUCAACUUCCCUUACGUCAAGAACAUCAAGUUCUAACAUGUUGGUAGCUCUCUCAAAAAACAAAAACAAGCAAAAAACCGCAACACCCAAAAAAACAAAUAAUAAAGCAAAACCAAAACCAACAAAACAGUUGUUAGAAGAGCGUAAUCUGGGCUUUAACAAUAAUAACACUACCAGACAAGUUACCAUUAGCAUAAAUUCUCCUUUCAGUGCAUCCCUGCAUGCUGCUUUUAACAACACAUUGAGCUAUGUGUUAUAUUUAGGGAAACAGAGCCAUAUCCUUCCAAGUUUCCACUGCUACAUCUCGUUUUGGUCAUCUUUUAAUUACACAAAUGUUACUGAUUCUCAGGGUCAGUUCUGGAACUUGUGCUUUUUUUUAAGUUGCAAUUUUGCUCUAAUGACAGUUUGAAACAACCUUGCAGUCUUAGGAUAUGCAUGUAAGGACAUAUCCAGUGUUGAAGUGUUAAUGUCAUCUGAAUUAACUCUUGUACACGUUUACUCAAGUGAAAGAUGGGCAAAUUGCUGUUUUUAUAUUCCCCAGUCCAUGUUAAGAUCUGAUUGGGUUACACCACUGUUUGUUUUGCUUAAAUUAAAAAAAAAAAAAAAGGGGGGGACUAGAAGAGCAUCGCUGAAGGGGGUGAUUCAGUGGUAGUUGGGAGGAAUGCUUCAGAAUGGCAGAGUAUCCUAUUUCCUCAUCAUUUCACCAGUGUUAAUAUUCAAACGUUAUUCAAGACCUCCUUAAAUCUAGUAGCUCAGAGCAUUUUACACUUUCACCUAAAAUGGUUAAUUAUGGUUUCUUGAUACUUAAAACAUAUCAGUUUGAACCAUUUCUAGCGAUGCUCUUCCAUUCCCUCACAGUACUGUAGCAAACUUAAGGCACUCUGCUACCGGGUAACACAGAUUGUUCUUCACACCAGAGCUGUCUUACCUUCUCAUGUAUGUCACUGUUCUUUACUUGUGGCUAAACCUUUCUAUUCUUGUUGCCUAGUUAACAUAUCAACCUGAAAAAAAGUGGGGAGGGAUGUCUGUAAAAAUGCUUUUUCCUUCUGUGCCUAGGUCAAAUGAUGUUUUUCUUUGGCUCUUGUGGAAGCAUAAAACAUUACACAAAUAAAUGAUACAGAAUAUGUCAGGA
This is a messenger RNA of Numida meleagris (helmeted guineafowl), 6169 nucleotides long. It is a transcript of the gene AMPD3, whose product is annotated as adenosine monophosphate deaminase 3. Gene Ontology annotation, biological process: IMP salvage; AMP metabolic process. Lineage: Eukaryota; Metazoa; Chordata; Aves; Galliformes; Numididae. Gene Ontology annotation, molecular function: AMP deaminase activity. The coding region runs from base 31 to 2559 and encodes 842 amino acids. The transcript has 15 exons. The record is from RefSeq and is a predicted model, not a curated record. Gene Ontology annotation, cellular component: cytosol.